Molecule: messenger RNA, 934 nt
Organism: Austrofundulus limnaeus
Lineage: Eukaryota; Metazoa; Chordata; Actinopteri; Cyprinodontiformes; Rivulidae
Gene: pacrg
Product: PARK2 co-regulated
Exons: 5
Coding region: 180-857 (225 amino acids)
Cellular component (GO): neuron projection; cytosol; vesicle
Molecular function (GO): Hsp90 protein binding; Hsp70 protein binding
Source: RefSeq, a predicted model, not a curated record
AACCGGCCCAACGCGUGCGUCUCUCAGGUUUCAUAGCAACCACAGUUAAAAGGACGGACUCAGACAAAUUAUUGCAAACUGGACCGCGGUGGAGUUUAAUUACUUACAUUUUCCCGACAGUAAUAAUAAUAAUAGAAUAGUUUCUGUCGUCGGUUCGGGAAACAGGAAGUAGGAAGAAAAUGUCGAAGAAGAAAAGUGAGGAGAAAGUGGACGCCUUCACCCCGAAGGCCUACACGAAGAACUGCAGGGUUGUCAGCCCCCCAAUUGCAGGGGCAUUUAAAGAACGACCCUACAAACCUACCAGAUUUCGCAUGUACUACGAGAGGGGAGAGUUCCCAAUUGCGCUGGCACAUGACAACAGGGGCAACAGCAUUACAUGGAAGGUGGAAUUUGAAAAAAUAGACUACCACCACUUCCUGCCAUUGUUCUUUGAUGGUCUGCGUGAGACUAAGCAUCCAUACGAGUUCUUCGCCCGCCAGGGGUCCCUUGACCUUCUGAACCACGGAGGCCCCCGAAUCCUCCCCGUCAUUCCCCAGCUCAUCAUGCCCAUUAAAAAUGCCAUGAACACAAGGAACCAUCAGGUGAUGUGCACAACCCUAAAAGUCCUGCAGCAUCUGGUGCUGUCUGCAGACGGGGUGGGGGAGGCUCUGGUGCCUUACUUCAGACAGAUCCUGCCUGUUUUUAACAUCUUCAAGAACAAAAACAGCGACGUGAUUGACAACAGCCAGCGGACAAGAGAGAACAUCGGGGCCCUGAUCAAUGAGACGCUGGAGAUGUUUGAAUACUACGGAGGUCCAAACGCCUUUAUAAACAUCAAAUAUAUGAUCCCCACCUAUCAGUCCUGCAUGAUAAACUGAUGGAGGGUUCAUUAUCAGACUUGGCUCCAUUUCAUUCUGCCUUCUCUCAAUAAAAUAAAGCAACAUAUAAAAUAUUA